This is a messenger RNA of Naegleria lovaniensis, 1176 nucleotides long. RefSeq lists its product as uncharacterized. Lineage: Eukaryota; Heterolobosea; Eutetramitea; Acrasida; Naegleriidae. The record is from RefSeq and is a predicted model, not a curated record. The transcript has a single exon. Bases 1 to 1176 code for a protein of 391 amino acids.
AUGUCAUCGUCAUCAACACUAACUGCCUCCCUUCUCCACUUGCAACAAAAAACAGCAACAACAUCCUCCUCCACUUCUUCUUCACAUCAUUGUCAACCAGUUGCAAACACUCGUGAACCACCAAAUCCAACACUUGCGUCAUGCACAAGUAACAAUUUUGGUCAAGAUAAUAAUAACAAUUUCCAACAACAACAGAUUGUCUCAGAGCAGCAUCAGUUUUUCAUUCAUUCGUGCGAACCACUCAUUGACCUACAACGAGAACCACAACAAACACAACAUUCUAACAAUACCAACAACGACAUCAACAACAACAUGAUUGUACAUGAUCGUCCAACCAUGUCCAUCUCAACCAAUAAUUAUACAAACGAAUUUCAUCAAGAAGAAAAGAACGGUUUUCCAAAUAUUUCCUACAACUCGGGCUCGGAUGUCAUAAAUCUCAACGACCAUGGUAAUACAAGUAGUAGUCAUAGCCACACACUCAUUGCAGCAACCUCAUCAUCAACAACUCCAUCAAAUUCACUUUCCUUCUUUGAAUUUUUGAACGAUGAUUCUUCUUCCGUGACGACUUCGAGUAGCCUUUCACCGUCGUCCAACAACACCGAUGGCAGCAAUCAAAACCAUUCCGUUCCAGCAGUAGCAGCCCACACCCAACAGCAGCCACAGCACUCAUCUCCUAGGACUCCGAGCACACCUUCCAGUUCUCGACCCAAAUCUCUUUCCAUUCUUUCCUCAUCAUCGACCACUACUACUUCAUUCAACGGUUCUUCAUCAUCUACAGCAGCAACGAAUAUGAUGGACCCCAUAGGAAACGGUCAUUCCCUCCAUCACGAAAAAAAUGUAGAUAAGAGAAGAAGCUUGAAGAGACUGGCGAAUCAUUCCUCUUCUACAUCGUCCUUAUUUUCUUCUAGGGAAAAUACACCACCACCACCAUCUUCUCAGCAGCAACAUCAUUCUCAACAAUUUCAUUAUUCGCCUCAUAAUAUUCAUUAUUCAUCCAUGUAUAGUCAUCAACAAUCGCCAAAUGCAGGGCAAUUUCCUCCCGUUGUUUCACUUCCCUUAACAAGGGACUAUCCAUUUCGAGCGAAUAGUUCAACAUCGCCCACAAGUUCUUCUGUAAUGAAUAUUAGAGUUUAUUCACCUCCCGAGACGAGGGCGAGAAAUACGAAGGCGAAAUGA